CUUGACGGGUGGCCCGCAGAAUUCAGGCCGGGUGCCUUCGACGUAUUCCCGCCCAGCACCUAGGUACCGCAUAAGUAUCCUUUCCGAAAGUGUCCGCUCACGACGGCGCGAGAUAGCGCCGCAGAGGUACGGCAUCUGCUGCGCCCGCUACUUCGUAUCGUUGUGCGAGUUACCAGCGGGUACAUCGGGCAGCCUGUUCGGCCGCCCGCGGCAUCAGCCCUCUCUCUUUUAUCGUCGUCAACCCUCCUCCUACAGCCAAGCAUCGGCGUCUUAUAGUCUUCUGCCUAUAGCAUGUUCACGGUGGGCCGCUGGCCGGGUCGUUGUCCGAUGUCUGUGGGCGACUCGUCGCGAUCCGUCUGAGCCGACGCUUCGUCUUCUCCCUUCUCCCACCCCCGUGCCCCGGCCAUGUUCUUCUUACACCGCUCGCUCAUCGCCGCCCGAGACAAGUCGAUGUGAUCUGUCUGAGUAGGAGAUGCCAUCGUGUUAGCCGUCUGCGACUCGUGCCACCUGCUGCGCAACACAUCGCUGGUAGAUAGCAGCCAGCCAGCCAGCCGUCUUCCUCCGCGCCGCUCCCCGCGCCGCAUCUUUCGUGACGUCCUUCGCCACAUCUCCCUCGUCCUCGCUUCUUCCUCUCGCUCUCCGCCGCUCGUUGAUGGCCCUCCUAGGGCGUAGCCAGCAUCGAAAAAUGCUCGUCCGCCGCUUGCUUGACCCGCCGACGCUCCGGGCUUUCGGAGCCUUCGCCCUGAUGUCGACAGCGUACGCCAGAGAAUACAUAACCGGCACCAGUCUGGACGGCGUCACUCAGACGUUGGCACUGGAUCGAACGCCUGCCCUGUAUACCGGCGACUUUGGAGACUGUCUCGGGGGGGAGAGUCUGCUCAACGUGACCAAAUUCGACGCUGCCUUCUACUAUGACAACUCUACCAUCCUCUUCCACCUCGACGGCACCACCAAUAUCCGCAAUGAGGAUGUCAUGUUAUACAUAUCUGUCGAGGCCUACGGGGAAAGCCGGUUCUCGAUGACGGUAGACCCAUGCCACGUAAACAUAAAUAGUCUAUGCCCGUUGAACGCCACGCGACCUAUCGAAGCCUUCGCCUUAUUUCCGAUCGGUCCGGUACAUGUUUCCGGCAUUCCGCAGAUCGCCUACGCUGUCCCCGAUAUUGAAGGCUUCGCGAGAAUCCAGAUCUUCGCCAACUCGAGCCGGACCGAGAUUGGGUGUUUCCAGGCGGCCAUGAGGAACGGGCAUUCCUUUUCGCAGCCGGCGUCCGUCAGCACCGUCCUAGGCGUCUUCACCGUCGUCGCCAUAAUCGCUUCGUUCGCAACCGCAGCCUACGGGGUAAGUAUACCCCAUAUGAGGACUCAUUACGCCCAUUCGUUAUCCGUCCUGGUCGUAUUCGAGACCUUCCAGUCCAUAUUCUAUUCCGGCGCCUUGUCCCUACCCUGGCCCAGCGUCCUCCCCGCCUGGUGGAGCAAUUUCGCCUGGGCAGCUGGCCUGGUCCCAAGCUCGAGUAUUGUGCAUUCGAUCGACCCCUUUGUCGGGGUCAGCGGCAACCGAAGUCAGGUUGGAGCCGCUGGCUCCAACAUCAUCAACAAUCAAGGCGGCCUUACGCAGCAGAUCUACGGCCGUUCCCUCAUAUCGAACAUCCUAAGCCGACUUAUACAUAAAGCCCCUGCUUCCGCCCAUAAGGCUGUAGGCGCGUUAGAGAAGAGACAGGCUUAUAACCCGAACGAUCCUUACGAUUACAAUUGGAACGGAGAUCCGGUCGAACCCGGAAUGCCGUUGCCCGGGGACUGGACCGGCUUCGCCGGCGAACUUUCUGCUCUCGGCAUCCCUACUCUCAAUGCUUUCAUGGUCGGCCUCAUCUGGUCGCUCAUCGCCCUGGGAUUAGUCAUUUUCUUUCUCGUGGGCUUUAAAUUUUCCCUCGAGGUCCUGGCCAAGUUGAGGUGGAUCAAGCAGGAUCGCCUCGAGUAUUUUCGUACUCACUGGACAAGUUACUUAGGCCUUUCUGUCCUAAGAACUCUCUUCAUCGCUACCUUUUCGCUUUUCACGCUAGCCAUAUUUCAAUUCACGCUCAAUGGCCCAGCGGGACCUACUGCGAUAGCCGCCAUCGUCUUUUUCAUCAUGGUGGUUGGAAUAGGCGGCCUGUCCGUAUACACGUUGCACUUCCGGCUGCGAUCCAGCGAGUUAUCCAUCGACUCCGACCGCAUCCUACUCCACAGUGGCAAAAUUCUGGGUUUUAUUCCCUGCGUGGUGCCAGUACGUCUUAGUCGAUUAAGAGAGAAGGAGUUGGCACAGAAGCCGGCGGGCUCGUUACCUUUUAUCCGCUUCCACUUCGUCGACCAAGACCCCAAUCGGAAGAACGUUCACCUAGAUGAGCCGUGGGUAAAGCGUUUCGGCUGGCUGUCUGCACGUUAUCGACUUUCACGGUGGUGGUUCUUCGCCUUCUGGCUCGUACAUCAGCUUGCCCGAGCGUGUUUCCUCGGAGCUGCUUGGACUCACCUGUUCGCCCAGUUGUUCGGUCUGUUCAUCAUUGACAUCCUUGCCCUCAUCGUCAUCGCGGCACUGAAUCCGUACGAAGGCCAGCGCAAUACCGCUCUGGCCGUUUGGUUGCUGGGGAUCACUAGGGUGGCAACAACUGGUCUCUCGAUUGCUUUCCUCCCCGAUUUCAACCUCGAUCGCAUGGUGGCUACCGUAAUCGGAGUUGUCAUAAUUGUGAUCCAGGGACUCCUUACCAUUGCGGUGAUGAUUUUGAUAAUUAUCGGCGGAAUCUCGUCUUGGAUGUCGUUGUCCCGGAACCGUGAGUACUUCAGCUCAGAAAUGCUAGAGGGCGUUCGAAUUCGAUACUUCGAACACAUCGCGCAGAAGGCUACAGACGAGCUUCCGCCACCGAAGCCCAAGUCGAAACCAAAGACGGAGUCAGAACCCAACGGCACGGUAGCAUUCCCGGACCUUCCAAAAGAGCCGCACUUCUCUGUCAACUCGGUUCGACGUGCUCCGAAGAUCGAGGAUGAGGACGAGGACUACAUAGCAGAGAUGAACCCGGUCCGUAUUUCUGGUACCCCAGCACUUGGUCCGGGCCACGUAGCAAAGACAGGUCGCACCUCCAGCAUGAGUUCGCGACAUUCCGUCUCCAGCCUACCCCGCGCGGCUCGGGUUCAUCGCGCCUCGUGGAGCUCUAGAGACUUCUCUCAGUGGCAAGCGGACCAGGACCGACCCGAUCCCGCCCUCGUGCAGCGACUGAGUAGCGGUCCCACCCACGUCCGCUCCGAUUCUCUGAAACUCGGCGCGACACGAAGGAACUCCUCGGUCGGGAGCCUCGGAGCGUCGGGCACUCCUGCCCCCGGCAGUCGGCCUAUGACCCCUACGAAAGAGGUCGCCGAGGGAGACUGCGAAGGCCCAGACGAGGCCAAGGAAAUCCCAAAGGGCGGGGAGAAGGAGAACACGGAGAAUCCCCAACAGCCCUGAGGACUCGAUCUAAUCGCAGCUGCCCAUCUUGCAGAGGGGGUGAUAAUGACCAGUUGCCUUUUUUUAACGACUCGAAUGCCGCAACGUUAACUAGCCAGCAUCGCCGACGUUCGCAUCUUUUUUCUCUCUUUCUAAUUUAAGUCGAACCAUUAUACCCCCUCCAGCGCUCGCGCGCGCGGCACAUUGUUUUUUCUUCCUUCCUUCCUUCCUUUUUACCGUCAGGCGCUCUAAGAGAGAGAUAGAGAGAGGGUAUUCACUAUGGAUCCGUCGAUCGGCUGAUAGCCUCUCUCUCUCUCUUCUCACGAUCCGUAACGAGAUGUACCCCGAUGCAUGGAGUGGCGUUUAGUAGAUAUUUACCACGGAGCAUUCGGAAUAUGAGAGUAGCAGGUAGGAGGAAGGCUUCGGGUGGGUCGACUAUUUCUCUCUCUUGUUGAUUUCGUCGAUAAUUUCGAUCCCGGGACACGACGGCCCACGGACACGGUACAGUUCAUGCAGACCAACGAACUUCGAGACAAGACGGUCAGAUCUUAGAUAGAUAGAGGACUAGCAGUAGUAGUGAUAGAGAUAUCUACAUAAGACAUGAAUGACACUAGCAACCCGCCGCCGAGGGAUAGACGUGUACGAUCG
Molecule: messenger RNA, 4093 nt
Organism: Durotheca rogersii
Lineage: Eukaryota; Fungi; Ascomycota; Sordariomycetes; Xylariales; Xylariaceae
Product: TRP-domain-containing protein
Exons: 3
Coding region: 653-3466 (937 amino acids)
Biological process (GO): transmembrane transport; fungal-type cell wall biogenesis
Source: RefSeq, a predicted model, not a curated record